AUGCUCACGCCAUACGCUCAGAAGCCCAAUUCAGUCUCUAAAUCCGCCUCGAGCAGAACAUCACCCAGUACGCGUUCAGCGCUGCGACAAAUGUCGCCAAACCGGCGGCAUGCAGUUGGGCCUUCAACAGCUGAGCAAGGAGAUAAUGAUACCACUGAUGCGAGUGCGAUAUCGAGUAUGCAGACUUCGAUACCGAUGAAGAUUUUCUCUCUGAUACGCCACUUACACCGGGGUUUAUGGCAGGAACAGGUAGAAUUCCUAAUGAAGACGAAACGAAUACAAGUGAGCUAUGAGCGAACAUAUGACAAAAAAAAUCGGGGCAUCUAUUGGACGGACUUCAUAAGAUUUAGGCCAUCUACACCGACGUCAUAUUACUAG
Bipolaris oryzae ATCC 44560 is the source of this 378-nucleotide messenger RNA. RefSeq lists its product as uncharacterized. The coding region runs from base 1 to 378 and encodes 125 amino acids. The record is from RefSeq and is a predicted model, not a curated record. The transcript is spliced from 2 exons. NCBI's taxonomy places the organism in Eukaryota, Fungi, Ascomycota, Dothideomycetes, Pleosporales, Pleosporaceae.